GGGCUGCCGCGUUGCUUGUCCAACGACGGGCAUGGCAACCUUCGCACUUCCUGGUGUUCCAGCUCUGUCGCGGGCUCUUACCCCAAUCGCGCUGUUCGCUAACCUAGAAAAGCUCCCUCCACAUCUUCCUACCUUGAUAAACUGGUUCAUUAUAUUCACCUUUGUCCAGCUCGUUGUUUCCCCGAUUCUUAGCUCUCUUGUUUCUACAACAUACUCAACCAUCACAAGGAAACAGAAAUGGCACAUGCACGUUGUUUCGCAACUACACGCGUUCACGGUCGUUCUGCUCGCUAUGAGGUACCUUUCAGUAGAGGAUUUGCAGAAGGAUAAGUUGUAUGGGUGGGACGAUAGGGUUGGUACGCUCCAGGCUAUUGCGGUCGCUUUUUUUCUAUGGGACACAUUGAAUGAGCUGAUCUUGGCGGACGAACUGGGAUUCGUCUUGCAUGGAUUGGCCUGUUUGUUGAUUUACACGUUUGCUUUCUCACCGUACCUGUGUUAUUUUGCUACGAGAUCUUUACUCUGGGAAACGAGCACGAUUUUUCUCAACAUCCACUGGUUCCUUGAUAAAACAAAACAGACCGGAAGUGCCUUUCAGCUGGUCAAUGGGAUACUUCUGAUUAUUACGUUUUUCUGUGCGAGAAUCGUUUACGGCUUGUGGACGUCCUACGAAUUUUGGCGUGUGAUAAUGGGUGCCGAACUCCCCUUCGCCUUCUAUCUCGUCUUCUGCACAGGCAAUAUUUUGUUGACCGGCUUGAAUUUAGUGUGGUGAGUUCGUUUGUCUCUGUUUCCACGAUUCCACCCUGGGUCUUUGACGCACUGGCUGUUAGGUUUGGAAAAAUGAUUUACGCGUUGCAGAGGAGAUUCAAAAAGCCUCAGAAAGUGAAUGGAGCCAGCCUUUAGACGUAGACUUGAGCGAGAUAGUUAUGCGUAAACUAAAGUACUGUGGGGAAGCCUGCUAUUAGGCGCGCCUACACACGUCCCGUUCUUGACUCUUAUAUAAACUUACA
Marasmius oreades (fairy-ring Marasmius) is the source of this 1007-nucleotide messenger RNA. RefSeq lists its product as uncharacterized. The record is from RefSeq and is a predicted model, not a curated record. Lineage: Eukaryota; Fungi; Basidiomycota; Agaricomycetes; Agaricales; Marasmiaceae. Gene Ontology annotation, biological process: lipid homeostasis. The coding region runs from base 32 to 769 and encodes 245 amino acids. The transcript is spliced from 5 exons. Gene Ontology annotation, cellular component: endoplasmic reticulum; membrane.